This is a messenger RNA of Polychytrium aggregatum, 1407 nucleotides long. Its product is annotated as P-loop containing nucleoside triphosphate hydrolase protein. Gene Ontology annotation, biological process: mRNA export from nucleus; mRNA splicing, via spliceosome. The record is from RefSeq and is a predicted model, not a curated record. The transcript is spliced from 7 exons. The coding region runs from base 1 to 1296 and encodes 431 amino acids. Gene Ontology annotation, molecular function: RNA binding; RNA helicase activity; ATP binding. NCBI's taxonomy places the organism in Eukaryota, Fungi, Chytridiomycota, Chytridiomycetes, Polychytriales.
AUGGCUGACGCUGAAGAACUCAUUGACUACGACGAGGAAGACGAGACCACCCAGCAGGAGGUCCACGCUGCUUCGGUCGAUGACUCUGUCGCCCAGAAGGAAACCAAGAAGGGCUCCUACGUCGGCAUCCACGCCACUGGAUUCAGAGACUUUUUGCUGAAGCCCGAGCUCCUCCGUGCCACGGCCGACUGCGGUUUCGAGCAUCCUUCGGAAGUCCAGCAAGAGUGUAUCCCCCAGGCCAUCUUCGGCAUGGACGUGCUGUGCCAGGCCAAGUCUGGUAUGGGCAAGACGGCCGUCUUUGUCCUUGCGACCAUGCAGCAGCUCGAGCCUGGAUCCGGCGCCGAGGGUCCCUCGGUCAUUGUCCUCUGCCACACGCGUGAGCUCGCCUACCAGAUCCAGGCCGAGUACGCUCGAUUCUCCAAGUACCUGCCGGAUGUCAAGACCGUGGUCCUGUACGGCGGCAUCUCUGUCAAGCAAAACAUCGAGAGCCUCAGAAACGACAAGCCCCAGAUUGUCGUCGGCACCCCCGGCCGUGUCGCCCAGCUCAUCCGCGACAAGGAGCUCAAGCUCGGCAACGUUAAGCACUUUGUGCUCGAUGAGUGUGACAAGAUGCUGGAAGCUCUCGACAUGCGCAGGGAUGUCCAGGACAUUUUCCGCUCCACUCCUCAUCACAAGCAGGUCAUGAUGUUCAGUGCCACUCUGAGCAAGGAGAUCCGUCCCAUCUGCAAAAAGUUCAUGCAAACGCCCCUCGAGAUCUUCAUCGAUGACGAGACCAAGCUGACCCUGCACGGUCUGCAACAGCACUAUGUCGAGCUUGAGGAGCGACAAAAGAACCGCAAGCUCAGCGAUCUGCUCGACAACCUCGAGUUCAACCAGGUCGUCAUCUUUGUCAAGUCGGUGCAGCGCGCCAUUGAGCUCGACAAACUCCUGCGCGAGUGCAGCUUCCCCUCCAUCUGCAUCCACUCCCAGAUGAAGCAGGACGAGCGAAUCAACCGCUACAAGCAGUUCAAGGACUUUAGCAAGCGCAUCAUGGUUGCCACCGACAUUUUUGGUCGUGGUAUCGAUAUCGAGCGCGUCAACAUUGUCAUCAACUACGACAUGCCUGACAAUGCUGAUAGCUACCUGCACCGCGUCGGCCGUGCUGGUCGUUUCGGUACCAAGGGUCUGGCCAUCACCUUUGCCACCAAGGGCAACGACGAGGACCUCAAGAUCCUGAAUCAGGUCCAGGACCGAUUCGAGGUCAACAUCACUCAGCUCCCCGACACCAUCGAUCCCUCUGUCUAUCGCGCCUCGUAAACGCAUGCGGUCAUGCGGAUGCGGCCCUGUUGAGCGGCAGUGUGGCGAUAUUCUUGAUUGUGUGCGCCGCCGACUCCAGUUUUGCAAAAACAAAUGAUUCUCUUCCCCACC